This is a messenger RNA of Drosophila eugracilis, 7648 nucleotides long. RefSeq names its product serine-rich adhesin for platelets (gene Mur89F). Gene Ontology annotation, cellular component: extracellular region. Gene Ontology annotation, molecular function: chitin binding. NCBI's taxonomy places the organism in Eukaryota, Metazoa, Arthropoda, Insecta, Diptera, Drosophilidae. The record is from RefSeq and is a predicted model, not a curated record.
CUGCCUGUAAAGUGUGGGUGGACGCAUUUAAAAACAGCAAGAGGGGCCAGAACCAAAUUGAAAGUAAAUGUUUUUCGUUAAAUACAGUCAAUGCUGUUAAGAAAUCAAAUUGUUUUUUUGCAAUGGGACAGGGAAUAAUUCCAGAAAAUAUCUCAACACUUCUAAACGUUUUAUUUUUCUCCAACACUCUCUCGCUCUUUCUCUUUGCAGCUGUUGUGACAUUUUUUUGGCAAAGCAAAAACGCAAUGGCGCCAAAGACGCCGCCAUUUUCACAGCUCGACAAAAUGGCGACAAGGACAUCCACAUCAACAUCCGUAUCCUCAUCCUCGUCCACGUUCAGUUGGCUCUGCCGCCUGCUGGCAUUCGGCUUUUGCAUUGGCGCCGCCGCCGCUCGAGAUAUUCCAUCGCCGAUGGAUCAGACAGACGUGGCCUUUUACUGUCCAGGAGAAGGUCUGUUUGCGGACGACUAUGAUUGCUGGAUUUAUUACCGCUGUGAGCGGCGUUCGGACCAAUACAUACAACCCUACAUUUUGAGCUGUCCCGAAGAUAUGGUCUUCUCGCGUUCCCUGCGAAUGUGUAUGCCACCAGCGUUGGCUGGACGGGAUGAGUGUGUGGAUCAGGUGAACGAGGUGGAGGACGGUGGCAGCAUGGAGAAGUGGGAGCAGGACGACUAUGGACAGAAUGACCAUAAUGCGAUGCUUAACCUGGCCGUCACACCUGCGGCCAAUGAGCUGCGAACCUAUGCGUCCAACCAUCGGCUGCCCACGAAUUAUGGCCUGGCAGGUCUCAGCGGUGUCUCUGUCAUAUCCUUUUCCAGCUCAUCAUCCCUGCGAGCUGUUGGAUCAGCGGAAGAGACGGAAGACGGUACGGGGGUAAUAUGCCGGGAUGAUGGCUUCCUGAACGAUCCCAACGACUGCACCGUGUUUUAUCGCUGCAUCUCCAACGGUCGAGGCUAUAACAAAAUCGGCUUCCGGUGUUCCGAUGGCACGGCAUGGGAUGAAUCCCUACAGUCCUGCAACCACAUGUUUGACGUACGUGCCAACGGAGGAUGCCGCAAUCAAGCGGUUCCACAGAACGAUGGUUAUUACGCCGGCCAAACGUCAACACAAUCCUCGCAGACCAGUUAUCAAAACUCUACCUCAAGCAGCCAGCAGAGCUCAUCAACAAGUUCAUCGAAUUCCUCCCAAAGCUCUAGUUCUACGUCCAGUUCCACUUCUAGCUCUAGCUCGAGUCAGCAGGAGUCCUCUACAUCCAGCUCCAAUCAGCAGUCCAGCUCUACUUCUAGCAACAAUCAGGAGUCCAGCUCUGGAUCUAGCAACAAUGAAGAGUCCAGCUCGGAAUCUAGCAAUAAUCAAGAGUCCAGCUCCGGAUCUAGUAAUAAUCAGGAAUCCAGCACGAGCUCCAGUAGCAAUCAAGGCUCAAGCUCCCAAAAUUCCGGCAGCAAUCAAUCCUCCAGCAGUAACAGCAACCAAAGCUCGGGCAACAGCCAAAGCUCUGGAAGCAACCAAUCCUCGAACAGUAACCAAAACUCCAGCAACAACCAGAACCAAAGCUCCGGCAGUAACCAAAGCUCUGGCAGCAACCAAUCCUCGAAUAACAGUCAAAGUUCUAGCAGCAAUCAAUCCUCUAACAGUAACCAGAGUUCCAACAACAGCCAAUCCUCCAGCUCUAACAGCAAUCAGAGCUCUUCUGGCAACCAAACGAGCAGUGGAUCCAAUAAGCCUGUGCCCACAGAAUGUGAGGAUGAGAAUACCUACAUACCCGACAAAGAAGAUUGUGCUAAGUUCUACAGAUGUCGCCAAGAUAAAAACGGAAAAUUAGAACAAGUGCCUUUCACCUGUGGUCCCGGCACCGUUUGGAAUCAGGAAGAUAAGGUGUGCGAUUUGCCAACUGAAGAUCAAAAGAAGAAGUGCAACAUUCAAUCGGGUUCAUCCAGUGGCAGUAACAACUCUGGGCAGCAAUCAAGUGGAAGCUCCUCCAGCAACAACAAUCAAGGCUCUUCCAGCAAUCAAUCAUCUAGCAACCAGAGUUCAUCCAGCAACCAAGGUUCAUCUAGCAACCAAGGUUCAUCCAGCACUCAAGGAUCUUCCAGCAACCAAGGCUCAUCUAGCAACCAAAGUUCAUCCAGUAGUCAAGGAUCAUCCAGCAAUCAAGGCUCAUCUAGUAACCAAGGCUCUUCAAGCAAUCAAAGUUCAUCUAGCAAUCAAUCAUCCAGUAAUCAAGGCUCAUCUAGUAACCAAGGCUCUUCAAGCAACCAAAGUUCAUCCAGCAACCAAGGUUCAUCUAGCAACCAAGGCUCAUCUAGCAACCAAGGUUCAUCCAGCAACCAAAGUUCAUCCAGCAACCAAGGCUCAUCUAACAACCAAUCAUCCAAUCAAGGUUCAUCUUCAUCGAAUAAUCAAAGCUCGAGUUCCAGCAACAAUUCGUCCAACAAUAGUACGAACACUCAAUCGACCACACCAAAACCAUCCAAUCCCGAUGGUGAAUGUCAAGAUACGGAAACAUAUUUGGCAGAUAAGAAGGAUUGCGCCCGAUUCUACCGUUGCGUAGAAAAUGGUAAUGGUGGCUUCAGUAAGGUUCCUUUUGAUUGUUCCCCAGGAACAGUUUGGGAUCCAGAUACUAAGGGAUGCAACCAUCCCACAGAUGUGCAAAAAAAGCAGUGCAAGGCAAUGGCCAAUGGUAGUGGAAGUUCUUCCAAUCAAGGGUCGUCAUCGAAUCAAGGGUCGUCAUCCUCUUCUAACCAAGGUUCUUCUUCAAGUCAGGGAUCUUCAUCUAACCAAGGAUCUUCGUCUAACCAGGGAUCCUCUUCUUAAUCUAACCAGUUCUAAUCAAGGACUUCAAGUCAGGGAUCUUCAUCUAACCAAGGAUCAUCGUCUAACCAGGGAUCUUCUUCUAACCAAGGAUCUUCGUCUAACCAGGGAUCCUCUUCCAAUCAGGGAUCGUCAUCCAACCAAGGCUCUUCAUCAAAUCAGAGUUCCUCUUCUAACCAAGGAUCAUCAUCAAACCAAGGAUCAUCGACUAACCAGGGAUCUUCUUCCAACCAAGGAUCAUCUUCAAACCAGGGAUCUUCUUCCAAUCAAGGAUCUUCGUCUAAUCAGGGAUCUUCUUCAAACCAGGGUUCCUCUUCUAACCAAGGAUCUUCCUCCAACCAAGGAUCUUCCUCCAACCAGUCCUCAUCAUCUCAACAGUCGUCGUCUUCUAACCAAACUUCAUCCUCAACGACUGAAGGAUCUUCAUCAUCCACCACACAGAAACCAUUCAGGCCUGCCGAGAAAUGUGAGAGUGAGGAGACUUUCCUAGCCGACAACGAGAAUUGCUCCAAGUUCUAUCGCUGCGUGGAUAAUGGUAAGGGUGGAUUUACGAAAGUAUCAUUCACCUGUCCACCAAAGACUUUAUGGGAUCCUGAGGCCAACAGCUGCAACCAUCCUGAUCAGAUCCAAACCAAGCCCUUGAAGUGUAAGAAAGUGGUCAAUCAAGACGGAUCUUCAACUAGCAGCAGCAGCUCCUCCUCAAGCAGUUCAUCAAAUAACAGUGGUUCUUCUUCGAACAGUGGAUCAUCAUCGAACAGUGGUUCUUCCUCCAAUUCAGGAUCAUCAAACACCGGUUCCUCCUCCAACAGUGGUUCAUCGUCCAGCACAGGAUCCAAUACUGGAUCAUCUUCAAACAGUGGUUCAUCCUCGAACACUGGCUCCUCCUCUAAUACGGGAUCUUCGUCCUCAAACAGUGGAUCAUCUUCUAGUAGUGGCUCGUCAAAUCAAGGCUCUUCAUCCAAUAGUGGUUCCUCUUCAGGAUCCAAUACAUCUGGAAAUGGAUCGACCUCUUCGUCAUCAUCAUCUUCAUCCUCUUCAAGCAACAACAACAAUCAAGGUUCAUCUUCAUCCUCCUCCAGUUCAUCCUCAUCUAGCAGCAGCUCAACUACCUCCAAACCAAAUCCUUCUGAAACCUGCAAGUUUAAUGGACAAUUUGUUGGCGAUCGCACGGAGUGUGCCAAGUUCUAUCGUUGCGUUGAUAAUGAUAGAGGAGGCUUUAAUAUGGUGGCCUUCAAAUGUGGACCUGGCACUGUUUGGGAUGCCCAGCUUCAGGCCUGUAACCAUGCUUGGGCUGUCAAGGAAUGUGGAGGCGUAGCUCCUCCCACAACCACUCCUCCUUCAACAACAACCACAACCACCUCUAGACCUUCAGGUCCUUCAUCCACAUCCAGACCUUCAGGUCCUUCAUCCACAUCCAGACCUUCAGACCAGUCAUCCACAUCCAGACCGUCAGGCCCAUCUACAACCACUGAUGUCGUUCCCUCCUCUACCUCUUCUUCCACAUCUCCAUCCUCUCCAACAUCAUCUCCUACUACUCAACCACCCAACACUAAUGGAAAGUGUACCUCAGAGGGCUUUAUGGCUGAUCCCAGCAACUGCUCAAAGUUCUAUCGCUGUGUUCAAAAUAACAAAGGAAGCUUCACUGCAAUUCCGUUCCAAUGUGGAGCUGGUACCGUUUGGGAUCAAGAUCUGCAGACCUGCAACCACAAUUUCAACAACUGCAACACUGGUACUGAUCCUACUACAUCAAAACCUCCUUGCGAGCCAUCAACCAAUGGAACAACGACAACACCUUUAACCACUACAACACAAGCAGCCACUACUGAUCUACCCCCUACUACAACAACCACCUUACCUCCCACUACGACAACUGGAUCUCCUCCCACUACAACAACUGAAUUGCCUCCCACAACAACAACUGGAUUGCCUCCAACUACUACAACUGGUUUACCACCCACUACAACAGGCCUACCAUCCACUACCCCAACAGAAGCUCCACCCAGUACUACCACAACUGUCAACUCAGAAACCGAAACUACAACGAUCACAUCGAAUUCGGAAACUACCACCCAAAAACCGUCCACAACCACAAUGAAACCCCUACCAGCUGGCACUGAAUGCACUGGUGAGGGUUAUAUGGCCGAUCCCGAAGAUUGUAGGAAAUACUAUCGAUGCAUCAACGCUGGAGCCUCCUACAGAAAGUACACUUUCACGUGUCCCAAGGGCACAGGAUGGAAUGAAGAUGUGCAGACCUGUGAUUACAUGCAGAAUAUCCCGAGGUGUUCGAAGCUACCAACAGAACCACCGACCACAAAGGAUCCGGAGACUACAACUCCAAGUGAAGAGUCCAAAGAACCUGGAAGUACCACUCCAUCACCAACGGACGAGCCCACAACAGUUACGAAGCCCAUCACAAAACCAACCGAUGAACCUUCAACAGAGAAACCAACAGGAAAACCAACAGAGAAACCAACAGAGAAACCAACAGAGAAACCAACAGAGAAGCCAACAGAGAAACCAACAGAGAAGCCAACAGGGAAGCCGACAGAAAACCCCACAACUACCGAAUAUCCCGGAAAACCAACUACACAGGGACCUACCACUACAAAUAUUCCCGGCUAUGAACCAACAACCACAACUACUCCAAUUGAAACCACAACCACUACUCCUGGUUAUAAGCCAACUACUGGACCAGUCACAGAACCUAUAACGACAACCAAUUUACCUGUAACAACCACUACUCAAGAACCCACAACCUCAUUGAAACCAGAAACCACAACCACUACGGAGAACUCUGAGACCACCACACCAGAAGGUCCAUCUACCACUACGCAACCGGAACCACAGCCUAACUAUAACUGCACUGCCGAGGGAUUCUUCCCCGAUCCCAGUGACUGCAAUCGCUACUAUCGCUGUGUAGAUGGGGCACAGAAUGGGAAAUACCAGGUUUACGCUUUCAAAUGCGGCAAUGGAACUGUUUGGGAUACAUCCACCGAAACUUGCAAUUUUGCCGAUCAGGUAUCGGGCAAUUGCUCAUCUGGACAGACGACUUCCUCGCCGGGUACGACGGAAAGUACUACUAGUCCAGGAACCCCUGAAACAACCACUUCCAGAAACCCUGAAACCACCACAACAACGGGAGCCACUGAAACCACUACUACAUCAUCUUCUGAUACCACUACUACACCAUACCCUGAAACAACAACUACACAAUCUCCUAUCACCACAACAACGGCAACCCCUGAAACAACUACUUCUGGAAGCACCGAAACCACUAGCCCAGUAACAACUACUACAGAAAUCCCUGUCACAACUACUACUACGACUAAAGCCCCUGAAACUACUACUACAUCAGCCAGGCCAGAAACCACGACCACUAUUGGGGGAGAUACCACAACCAAUCAGCCAACAACAGAACCACCAAACACCACUGAGAACCCGACACCCUCGGCCAACACCAGCGCUCCAUGCCCCACAACCGGACCGGGACAGAAUUUGUUCGUCUGUCCCACUGGCUUCCGUCAGCAUCCCGAGAAGUGUGGCAUGUUCUAUCAGUGCAGCGAGAGUGCUGAUAGCAACGAUCUAAACAUUGUGGUCUUCCAAUGCCCUAAUGGAACUGUAUACCAGGACAAGACAUGCAGCUGUGGCAAGCCCCAGGAGGGUGACAAAUGCUCUAAGAAUAUGAAGAGGACCACCAACUUUUUCGAUCAGGAAACCAAGCUUCAGAAUGUGGUACAAAUCAGUACGACGGCACCUCUGUGCCCAGAUGAGGGUCACUUCGCCCUUAACGAUGACCAGUGCGGCCAGCUGUUCGUCAAGUGCGGAUUCUCCGAAGUGACGGGACGAAUUGAGGGACAGAUCCACCGCUGUCCACAAGGCUUCGCCUACUGGAACGUGAGCCGCCGAUGUGAGCCCGCCAGGAAGCUGCUUAACUGCACCCCAACCACUUACAAUGUAGGCGGUAAUGUGCCACUAGAGUGGCUCAACAUUGGCCAUAGACGCCGCAGCAUGCGCAUUUAAUUAGAUUUAGUCUAGAUUCGCUUAGUCGCCGCCAUUGUUUGUUUGCUGCGCCAGCAUUUUCCUGAAUCAAGCCGAGGUAUUUUGCUGGCACAGCAAACGAUCGAACAAAAGAGUUAGCUUAGGACGUAGGGAAAUUACAUUAGGUUAAGCCCGGGUUUAACCCUCCAAAACCAAAAAGUUUUGGUUGCUGGAUGGUUAACUAGAUUCUUGGUGUCGGACUGCAAGAUUGCACUUUACGCGUUUUAAAAGGAAACAAACGUUUUUUUUUGAGUAGUCUUCCUAUAGUGGAAACAGGCACAGCCUUCACUACAAACACGUACAUGUUGUAGCUUUUACGCAGUAAUUGUAUUUAUGUUUAGAGUUUAAACAUACGUUCUGAACGCCAUAUACAUAUAUAUAUAUAUAUAUAUAUCUUAGACUAUGCUUAAAGAUUAUAAUAAAUUGAAACAUAUACAUAAAUUGUCGAAGAAUGUUACAGUGGAACUUGUUUAACUUUCGGGAAUAAUUUCAAGGAUGCAGAUUGGAUCUUUAAAAAAUUUUCUUUUCUCUUUUUCUUCUGUUAACUACUUUAAUUUUAAUUUUUACUUUAAGGAAUAAUUUCCUGUUUCUCCUUUGACCUCUUUAUCUCCUUUACACUCUUGAAAGUUUAUAGUUUUUGAAACAUUUGGCGGAAUACUCUUUUGUAAAAUUAAUAAGUGUGUCCAGUUUUUAAGGUAAAAGUAUAAGUUUCCAUUUUGGUUUCAAAAAAAAUGUUGGUUUACCAGUACUUUUUCGUAAAAAAAAUUUUAACCGAAAGGUUAUAAUUGUAAGUUUCUGAA